CAUAUUUUAAGCCGAAGACCUGCCUCUAAAGUAAGAGAGAGUAGAGGGCCAAACACUUAAUUCCCACGCCCUAAUAUACACCCACAUCUGCCAUUACUUCUUAAUUGCAUUGGAACGAAAAAUCUGAAGUCUGAUCGAUUCAAAACAAUGGCUAUUGAAACCCAGGCAUCUCAAAUUUCCAAUAAAAUCUUCACGGACGUACUUUCUGAUGCAAGACAAAAUUGUUAUAAGGCGAGAGAUGCAUUUUAUUCGUGUAUAGAGAAAGAAUCAAACAAGAAACCCACUGAAACUGCCACCGUCGGUCUUCUCUAUCCAGCUGAAUGCAAAGAAUCUAGGGCUGAAUAUGUUCGAAAUUGCAGACUUACCUGGGUUAAGCAUUUUGAUCGCCAGUACUGUGAAAAGAAGAAGGUUCAAAGGCUUUUAGAUAACGAUGAUUCUAGACGAGGUCCAAUGUCACUCCCAAAGCCUAUUACUUCUAAGCCUUGAGUAAUCACCAAUCAGAUAAGGUUUUUGAAUUGCUUUUUUUUUUUAACCUGUAAUCAUGAAUAGUUGGAUUGCAAUUUUGAAUUUUACUUGUAAUGAUUACUUAUUUUGAAGUUUGCGGAACACACUUACUUAAUUCUAGUCUGUGGUGACUUUAGUUCUUGUUAAUUAAUGAUCUAAUCUAGCAACGGAUUCUGUAUA
This is a messenger RNA of Papaver somniferum (opium poppy), 684 nucleotides long. RefSeq lists its product as uncharacterized. The record is from RefSeq and is a predicted model, not a curated record. Bases 148 to 486 code for a protein of 112 amino acids. The transcript has 3 exons. Gene Ontology annotation, cellular component: respiratory chain complex IV; mitochondrion. Lineage: Eukaryota; Viridiplantae; Streptophyta; Magnoliopsida; Ranunculales; Papaveraceae.